Chaetomium fimeti is the source of this 1659-nucleotide messenger RNA. RefSeq lists its product as uncharacterized. Gene Ontology annotation, cellular component: Set1C/COMPASS complex. NCBI's taxonomy places the organism in Eukaryota, Fungi, Ascomycota, Sordariomycetes, Sordariales, Chaetomiaceae. The coding region runs from base 1 to 1659 and encodes 552 amino acids. The record is from RefSeq and is a predicted model, not a curated record. The transcript is spliced from 3 exons.
AUGGCAUCCGCCGACGGCCAACCGCAGCAGCAGGAGUCACGGGCAAUCAAAAAAGAAUCACCUGCGGAAGGAGAAAGUCAAACGGCCGAUCAAAGGAGUUCUUCGCCCAACAUGCCCCUCUCGGAACGAGGUCAGCCUACGCCCAGCGUCAACGGCACCGACCAGGAAGUAGGCGAGGAUAGCCUCACGGGAAAUACAACCAACAUGCCUCCCAAGACUGCCGCUUCCAAAAAGAAGAAGGGUACCGCCGCCGCCAUCAAGGCUCCAAAACGUGCCCGUCCGGGUGCCGGCGCAAAGAAAGGCAGGGGUGGCGGGCCCAAGAAGGCCAGAAAGGAUGCUUCAGCCAAACAGAACGGCGGCGCUGACACGGCCGAUGGUGGGAACUCGAGCGAAUCCGACAACGGGCCCUACUGCCUCUGCCGCGGGCCCGAUGACCACCGCUUCAUGAUAGCCUGCGAUCGGUGCGAGGACUGGUUUCACGGAGAGUGCAUCGGUAUGGACAAGCACACCGGCGAGAGCCUGGUACAGAAGUACAUCUGUCCCAACUGCACUGACGGUGGCCGCUACUCCACCCGCUACAAGAAGAUGUGCUCGCUCUCCGACUGCGCCGAACCCGCGCGCAUCUACGACUCGACACACCCCAGCAUCUUCUGCUCGCCCGAGCAUUGCCAGGCCUGGUGGGAGCAGCUCAUCGCGACCCUCCCGCGGAGCAAAACCACCUCCGCCGCCGACCACCUCACCCAAGGCGAGUUCAUGGGCCUUCUCGACGCUCCCCACUCGCCGCCCUCGCUAGAAAACGGCGGAGACACAGACCUGCCCGCCCCCAGCCCCUGGCACCUCGGCAAGCACCCGUUCUCCACCCCGCCCAACUUCUGGGACCUCCCGGCGUCGUCGCGCGCCCUCACGCCCGAGGAGCAAACGCUGCUCACUACGUCCGCCACGGAGCGCUACCAGCUCGGCGAGGAGAUCGUCCUCUGCAAGAAGAUGCUGCAGCUGAUCGACCUGGCGCUGAAGCAGCGCGAGGCGGCCAUCGCGGCGGGCAAGGGCACGGCCAAGGACCUCUGCGGCUACGACACGCGCCUCGACACCGUCUCGGCCACCCACCAGUUCGCCCUGUUCCUGCAAACCCCCCAAGGCGAAGCCAUCUUCAAGACGGGCCGGUUGGACCCAGACCCCACCACCACUACCAUUACUACCACAAACGGCACCACAAACGGCACCACCACCACAAACGGCACCACCUCCCCCCCCAAACCCCAACCAGCAGCACCCCCACAACCACUCCCCUCCACACACAUAAACACCACCACCAUAGCAACCGACCCCGACUUCACCCAAAUGUGCGCCAAAAAGAAGUGCAAGCCCCACAACGGCUGGAGCGGCGUGCUGGCCAAGAGCGUGCGGCACGACAUGAAGGAGCUGGCGGCGCAGGCCAAGGAGAAGCUGGACGCGGAGCAGCGGGUGCGGGACGGCGCCGCGGGCCGGUUUAGGCGGCGCGUGGGGGAGGGGAAUUCCGUUGUGGUUGUUCUUGGGGGUGGUGUUGUUGGGGGUGGUGGUGGUGGGGAUUCUCAGUUUGAUUCCGGGGCUGGUGGUUUUCAAGCCAGGGACGAGCCGUUCGAAAUGGAAAGCAUCGAGCCCCUUCGUAACAACGUGACGUAA